Carassius gibelio (silver crucian carp) is the source of this 3756-nucleotide messenger RNA. Its product is annotated as protein ILRUN. The transcript has 5 exons. Gene Ontology annotation, biological process: macroautophagy. The record is from RefSeq and is a predicted model, not a curated record. The coding region runs from base 128 to 985 and encodes 285 amino acids. Gene Ontology annotation, cellular component: phagophore assembly site. Gene Ontology annotation, molecular function: ubiquitin binding. NCBI's taxonomy places the organism in Eukaryota, Metazoa, Chordata, Actinopteri, Cypriniformes, Cyprinidae.
GUUACGUCGCAUGUGACGUCAUUCCGCACCCCGCCCGCAGCCAUGCGUACUGAGCUUGUUAUCGGGUCGCUUGUUAUGACUGGAGAAGGCCUCGGACUCAAUUAAAAUUUAUCCCCGGGACAGCCGCAUGCUCAUGGAGGGCAUGGACAUAGACCUGGAUCCGGAGCUCAUGCAAAAAUUCAGCUGCAUGGGCACCACGGAUAAAGAUGUCCUCAUCUCGGAGUUCCAGAGGCUGCUGGGCUUCCAGCUCAACCCGGCGGGCUGCGCCUUCUUCCUGGACAUGACCAACUGGAACCUGCAAGCAGCUAUUGGUGCAUAUUAUGACUUUGAGAGUCCAAACAUCAACACGCCGUCAAUGUCUUUUGUGGAAGAUGUGACGAUUGGAGAGGGGGAGUCUGUUCCUCCUGACACACAGUUCACAAAGACGUGGAGGAUACAGAACACAGGUGCAGAGUCAUGGCCCCCAGGUGUGUGUUUGAAGUAUGUUGGCGGGGAUCAGUUUGGCCAUGUGAACAUGGUGAUGGUGCGGUCCCUGGAUCCACAGGAGAUCUCAGACGUGAGCGUGCAGAUGCGCAGUCCAGCCAUUCCUGGCAUGUACCAGGGCCAGUGGAGAAUGUGCACUGCCACUGGACUCUUCUACGGAGAUGUGAUCUGGGUGAUCUUGAGUGUGGAAGAGGGAGGCCUGCUGGGCGUCACACAGCAGUUAUCCUCCUUCGAGACAGAGUUCAACACGCAGCCCCACCGCAGUCUGGAGGGAGACUUCAACCCUUUCGCCUCACCACAGAAGAACAAGCAGGACACCAAUGAGGAUCAUCUAAAAGACCCCGGGGGCCACUGGGAGGCCCCUCUGGACUCCAUUCAGCAAGAUCAAAAUGGACUCAAUCACACCUCUGUAAAUAUUACACCAAAUGGUCUCCAAACCAACUUUUCAGUAGUGACUUACAGCCAGGGCAUUAAUGGACCCUUCCCGUUCGGACAGUCUUAAGAUACAGAAACCGUCGAGUAGCUCAUCAAAGCUGCUGCUUUUGCCCUUUGCUAGGGUUCAGUGAGAGGAGGAAGAGAUUUACUCUAAAGACUUGGUGACCCUCCCUCUCCCCCGACGCAUCACAACAUCACAUCAAUGUGUGGACAAAUCUGUUUGGCUCCAAAUCAAUAUUGAACCAACACCUGAGUUAAGCAUGUGUGAAUGCUAGAUUUAGAUGAGUGCUAGAAAUUCUACAGAGAUCUAAUGAAAAAUACACCGUUUUUUGAUCCGUAACUUCACAUUACAGCAGGAAAUUCAGAUGUGUGAGUGAGUGCACGACUGCACAAGAGAAACCGAGGCAAGACUGAUAGAUGAAUGAGUGAAUCUUACGAGAAUGUGUCAUGUUUCACACCAAAAUCAAUAGGAAAGCAGAAGAAAUGUAUAUUUUGCGUAAAGAAAAGAGUAUGUUUUUUGGAUUUUUUUUUUGUUGAUAUUUUGCCUCAUGAUAAUUAAGCACAUUUUCCCUAUUAAUUUUCAUUACUGUAAUAAAACUGGGCAUUUAACUUUUCAGAUUCAAUGUUCUCACAUUGUUUACAUUUUUGUAUAGAAUUUUACAAUUGCACAAUUUUUUUGUAAGCCUAAUUUAAAUGCAACCAAUUAACAUAUGGCAAAAAAUAGAUUUCACUUUGCAUCAAAUUAUUAAUUACCAUAAAAAUAUCACAACAAAGGAAAUCAAAGUCCUAAAAACUGGCUUUCUUUCCUUUACGCAAACUAUAUUUCCUUUUGGUUUUGCAGUGAAAUAUUACUGGGGUUUAUUCUUGACAGGUGUUGCAGUGGUCACCUCAGUAUGUGUGCAACUGAGUGUUUCAGCCAUGCACAAAAGCCAUCAACAAAGAAUUAAUGCCUGUCAAGUAGUUUUAUAAUUUUUCAUCAAUGUUCUCUGACUUUUUCUUCAUAAACUGAACAGUUUUGAGGAAAAAGGUCAGUGUGCAUACUUUAAAUUGUGUAAUUGCUUUCAUAUGAUCCUCUGCCAGCCACUUGUAAUUGUUAAUACAAAACUGUUCUCUGGAUUCAGUCAAAAAGAGAGAAAAAAAGCUCAGCAACCUGUACAGCGUACAUGAGCACAUUAGGUCUCAUUAUAUUGAAUUAUGCAUCUGUACUGCCACCACAGGUCAAGUCCUAGCUGUCGUCAGAGAUCUUGUUGCUGUUAUCUUAUUCGUUUACAUUGAUGUUGUCCUGCAGUUCCUGAGUGCUGAUGUUGGUUUCCACUCAUAAUGACUCAGUCCAUCAGAGAUGAUAGCAAGCAGAUGUGGCUUUGAUUCCCUCGUUUACUGACUUAAAAGUUCACAAGCACGUCACUGAUAGAGUUUCCCAACCAUACAUAUGUCAUUCACCUAGACCUACGAUGGUAUUAAGCUGUUUUAAAUGAGCCGAGGGUGUUUUAAUGAGGGGAAAGUGUGAGAAUGAGUUCAUUUUAAAAGAAUAUUUUGAGUUAAAUGCAAGUGUAUGUCAUCUGUAACAGGAAAUAAUUUGGAUUUGUACCUCUCUACCUGAAAAUGUAUCGACAUGUAUGUGCCUAGAAUUGAAGUCUGUGGCAAGUGCACUACUUCCAUUGUAAUGGCAUUUCCCUAAACACUUGUUUUUUUUGUUUUUUUUUCUUAAUAAGAUACCAUUUAUUUUCUUUGGUAGCAUUUGCAUUUAACCAAAAAUAUCCUUUUUAAUUUGUAUUCUUGAGUUGUUGCUAAAUGUUUAAAUGGCAGAUUUCAAGAUGGAACGCUCCAAGUAAUAUUUUAAUGCAUAAAAGAGUUUUGUAGAAUUGAUUUGAUUUGACAAUAAUCGUGCCUCUGUGUUUGGUAUGAUGGAAAGCCUCUUGGAUGUUUAUAUCUCGCUAAAUAUAUCUGAAAUGCUCACUAUUUUCUGUUUUGCUGCAAUGGUUUGGCAAUUUAUAAGACAUAAACAAAACAAAACGUUAAUAAGUCUCCUAUAAUGUUUUUCUCUAUUGGUCUAUUUACUGAGAUAAACAUUAGGUCGUGAAGAUGAAAGCGUUUAAACAAAUUGGCUGCUAUCCUCAAGCAGUAUGCAAAUCAAGGAGCCCAAAUUGACCUUUAUGUCAAGACAAUAGAGAUUAGUGUCAGCAUGUCUUGUUAAAUUUAACACGUCAGGCAAUUCUUUUCCGUUUCCCUCAGUUCUAUGCACCUUGAAAAUUUCGCCAUUAACGAUACCAACAUUGCGUCCAGUGUUUUAGAAAUGCUGUGGCUUCAGUUUUACAUUGCAAAUGAUCUAUGCAGUGUUUUAAGGGACAGUCCCUUCCAUAUUCCAAAAAGUUGCACUCACAGUUGAAGCAUAAAAGACGUUCAUGUUCUGAAACUGGUCGCUGUUUUAUGUUGACGUUAGGACAGAAGUAAACUGACAUUUCGCCUAGUGCUCGGCCAAUAAACAGCUCAUUGGAUGAUGCCAUCGCUUCAUCGGUCAGGUCUUCCUUUGAGCUGUUCUUAGUGAAUGUCCUCAUCACAGCCUCCUUCCGAUUUAUAAUUACACUGUUUUUUUGUUUUUUUGGUGUUGCUUAUGCAUGUAAGAAGUGUGAUUGAUUCAUUCUUGAAUUAUUGUCUUUUUUCUGAUUUUUUUUUUUUUCUGUUAGAUGUGUUAGGUUUUUCUGCACCGUGUCAUGGUGUAUGAUUGAGUGGAGAGUUUGCUGAGUCCUAUGAUAGCACAGUGAAAAAGAGAAAAUAUGAAAAGACUUUUCCUGUAUGUAUAAUUGAACAUUUGUAUGAUUAAAUUAACACUGAAACAAA